This is a messenger RNA of Salvia hispanica, 1401 nucleotides long. Lineage: Eukaryota; Viridiplantae; Streptophyta; Magnoliopsida; Lamiales; Lamiaceae. The record is from RefSeq and is a predicted model, not a curated record.
UCCCGAGCUAAAACACUUCAGGUAGUUCACUCAGAGGCUCCUGGACAUGUAACUGGUUCUAUUCACUUGAUGUAUGCUGAGCUGCAAGUUCUUUCUCCCUUAGUUCCAACACGAGAGGCUCAUUUCCUCCGGUACUGCCAGCACAACGCAGAAGAGGGAACGUGGGCUAUAGUCGAUUUCCCAAUGGACGGCUUCCACAAUGAUUACUCUCCAUCCUUUCCUUACUACAAGAGGCGCCCUUCUGGAUGCAUCAUUCAGGACAUGCCUAAUGGAUACUCAACGGUAACUUGGGUGGAGCAUGCUGAGGUUGAAGAUGGGCAGAUCAAUAAUGUCUUCAGCAGUCUAGUCAGCAGUGGUGAGGCUUUUGGGGCGCAGCGGUGGCUCGCUGUUCUGCAGCGGCAGUGCGAGAGGCUUGCCAGCCUCAUGGCCAGAAACAUAUCUGAUCUUGGAGUGAUCCCAUCGCCUGAAGCACGAAAAAGUGUGAUGAAUCUUGCGCAGAGGAUGAUUCGGACAUUCUGCCUCAACAUAAGCACUUGUUAUGGCCAAUCUUGGACAGCCCUUUCUGAAUCUGCUGAUGAUACUGUUCGGAUCACUACCAGGAGAGUCACCGACCCCGGCCAGCCUAACGGCUUGAUCCUCAGCGCCGUCUCCACUACUUGGCUGCCCUUUCAACACAAAGAGGUUUUCGAUUUCUUGAGAGACGAACGCUCCAGAGCUCAGAUCGAUGUACUCUCAAAUGGGAAUUCACUGAAUGAAGUAGCUCACAUUGCCAAUGGCUCCAAUCCAGGAAACUGCAUUUCUCUUCUUCGCAUCAAUGUUGCAAGCAACUCAUCACAAAGUGUGGAGCUGGUGCUGCAAGAGAGCUGCUGGGAUGAUUCAGGGAGCUUAGUAGCGUACGCGACAGUGGACGUGGAUGCGAUCCAGAUGGUGAUGAACGGCGAGGAUCCAUCGUGCAUCCCGGUCUUACCAAUGGGGUUCGUCAUCGUCCCAAGCACUGACAGCAACAAUGAAUCAGGAUGCCUCCUCACAGUGUGCCUCCAAGUUCUGGCAAGCACAAUGCAUAACGCAAAGCUCAAUCUCUCAAGCGUCACGGCUAUCAACCACCACCUCUGCAACAUUGUGCAGCAGAUCACCACCCUUCUCAAUGCCGACGCCCCCUCCGCCGAAUUAAAUUAAUUUGUCUUCUGGUUUUAGACAUUAACUAAUUGUUGCAGUGAAUUAAAAUUAGGGUUAGAGUGAGUAGGAAAAUAGGUGUCAAGAGCGCACCAUAUAAGAUGCGGCUCCUUGCUACUUGGUAAGGCUCAUAGUUGAUGGCCUCACCACAUAGCAAGGGUUGCUUGGUUCGGGUAUUGACUUCCUCUUAUUCAUUUAUAUCAAUAUCAAUAUCAAUAUCAAUAUUAA